Messenger RNA from Dichotomopilus funicola, 1587 nucleotides. RefSeq names its product NMD3 family-domain-containing protein. The transcript has 2 exons. The coding region runs from base 1 to 1587 and encodes 528 amino acids. NCBI's taxonomy places the organism in Eukaryota, Fungi, Ascomycota, Sordariomycetes, Sordariales, Chaetomiaceae. Gene Ontology annotation, cellular component: nucleus; cytoplasm. Gene Ontology annotation, molecular function: ribosomal large subunit binding. Gene Ontology annotation, biological process: ribosomal large subunit export from nucleus. The record is from RefSeq and is a predicted model, not a curated record.
AUGGAUAUCGAUAUGGACACGGGCAUGGUGCCCAUGCCCCAGGUCCCCAUGGGCACAGCACGCACAGGAGCAACUAUUCUUUGCUGCAACUGCGGCGCCCCCAUCGACGGCACCGCCUCCGCCGGCGCGCUCUGUUACGACUGCAUCAAAUCCACCGUCGACAUUUCACAAGGUAUCCCCCGCGAAGGGACACUGCAGGUCUGUCGAGACUGCGACCGAUGGUUAAUGCCGCCGACUAGCUGGGUGACAGCCGCACUGGAAUCGAGAGAGCUGCUAUCGCUAUGUCUUAAGCGGUUACGGAAUUUGGGCAAGGUCCGGAUUAUCGACGCCCGCUUUGUCUGGACAGAACCCCACUCUCGACGUAUCAAGGUCAAGAUUACGGUUCAGGACUCCGUGGCGGACGGUGUUCUGAUGCAACAGAGCUUCGAGGUGGUCUACGUCGUCACCAACCAACAAUGCCGGGAGUGCGCCAAGUCGUAUACCGCCAACGUGUGGCGUGCCGCCGUGCAGGUCCGCCAGAAAGUGACCCACAAGAGGACGUUUUUGCUGUUGGAGCAGUUGAUUCUCAAACACCAGGCGCAUCGGGACACAAUAAACAUCAAAGAGGAGAAAGAUGGCAUCGACUUUUAUUUUGCGCAUAGGAAUCAAGCUGAGGCUUUCAUCCAUUUCCUGAAGUCGGUCGUACCAGUUCACACGAAGGAAUCGAGGCAUCUCAUUUCCGCCGAUACACACACGGGCAACAAGUCGUACAAAUUCAACUAUUCCGCCGAGAUUGUUCCAGUAUGUCGCGACGACCUCGUUGCGCUACCACUGAAACUCGCCAAAUCGCUCGGUAACAUCUCCCCACUAGUACUCUGCUGGAGGAUAGGCACGUCCGUCAAUUUGCUCGACCCCAACACCCUCCAAACAGCCGAACUCAGCUCCGAUGCCUACUGGCGCGCUCCGUUCCACCCACUAGCCGGCACCCCAGAAAUGGUUGAGUUUAUCGUCAUGGACAUUGAGCCCACAGGUCAACGGAAGGGCAAAUGGGUACUAGGGGAGGCGACUGUGACGCGCGCGUCCGACCUCGGCGUCAACGACAACACCUACUUUGCCCGUACUCACCUGGGUAGCCUGCUCCGGCCGGGCGACUCUGCGAUGGGUUACAUGCUGACGGGUACCAACUUCAACUCGGACUCUCUCGACGCGAUCGAGAACUCGCGCGCGUACGGGUCAACGAUCCCUGACGUGGUGCUCGUCAAGAAGCACUACGCCAACCGCCGCAAGAACAAGCGGCGGAACUGGAAGCUCAAGCGCAUGGCGAAGGAUGAAGGCGAUCUGCUGCCCAAGCCGGUGGAUCAGGCUCGUCUUGAUGCCGAAUACGAACAGUUCCUGCGGGAUGUGGAAGAAGAUGAGGACUUGCGGCAGGCGCUGGCACUGUACAAGAACACCAAGAAGAAGAAGCCGGAUGUGGAUGCGAUGAGUAUUGCGGAGACCGAGAUGACGGUGGAGGAGGAUGAUGGGCCGAAGGUCAACAUGGAUGAGCUGCUGGAUGACUUUGAUGAGCUGGAGAUUGCGGAUAAGGAGGAGGAGGAGGAGGAAGUUUAG